Molecule: messenger RNA, 2208 nt
Organism: Frankliniella occidentalis (western flower thrips)
Lineage: Eukaryota; Metazoa; Arthropoda; Insecta; Thysanoptera; Thripidae
Gene: ArgRS-m
Product: probable arginine--tRNA ligase, mitochondrial
Exons: 10
Coding region: 404-2104 (566 amino acids)
Biological process (GO): mitochondrial translation; arginyl-tRNA aminoacylation
Cellular component (GO): mitochondrion
Molecular function (GO): ATP binding; arginine-tRNA ligase activity
Source: RefSeq, a predicted model, not a curated record
CUGUUAGAUGGAGACCCGAAGUCUCAAUGAGUACUCAUUUUCAUAAAUUAUCAAAUUUCGUACGUGACGAAUUUCCAGAAAGAUUUGGUGAAACCUUCAAUUUCAUACUGAAAUGUGUUGGUAUUGCUGGGGCUGUAUUCGCAGGAUUCGGGUUCACAGUCACAAGCAGACGACGCUUCUGUAGUCUGUAGUGUGUUUUGGAGGUUUGGGCAGACGAAUUGUUCUUGAACGAAUUAACCAUUUGUCCGCUGCCGGUUACCUAUUGAUCAUGCACAUUUACAUCAAUAAUUCAAAACUUCCUCCCAUGCCAGUUUCUUGAAGUAUCUCAAAAUACAAUUCGAACCGGCCAAAUCAACAACAACUGAUCGGCGAUCUACAAUACUUUAUUCUUCCAACAACAACAAUGUCGAAAUAUCUCAAAAAUCAGGUGUCACUAAGACUUCUGGAUGCCUUGGCUCGGAGCAAUCCAUCAGAGAUUGAUUCAAAGUUUCUGGCAUCAAAAAUGUUACUGAGGAAACAUUCUGACUCUCAGAUAGGUCUCGUACUUCCUGUUGAUUGUGUCAAUGUCACAAACAGCAGUAAUUGGUCAAAUGUUAAAGACUGCAUUGCGCCUGACGAUGUUAUUAGUUCAGUCUCCAUUAUAAAACAGCAAGGGAAGCCAAACUUGUUUUUCCACCUUAAUCAAAAUAAUUUUAUCAAGAAUAUAUUAGAGCACCAUGCAGCUGAUCAGCCCUCUCUCAGAAAUUCCAAGAGAGUCCUUGUUGAGUUCAGCUCUCCUAACAUUGCAAAGCCCAUUCACGUUGGUCACUUACGAUCAACGAUUAUUGGGAAUUUCAUUGCCAAUAUACAUGAGUGGUUUGGUUAUGAUGUUAUGCGAAUUAAUUAUUUAGGAGACUGGGGAACACAGUUUGGUUUAGUCAAGGUGGGAAUGAAAAUUCUGAAUCCAACCCAAGAAGAGCUCACCCAGAGACCACUUUCUACUCUUUACCAAGCAUAUAUUUUAGCUAAUACUGCUGCUGAAAAUAAUCCUCAAAUUCUAGAUGAUGCACGGCAAAUUUUUCUGAAUUUAGAAAGAGGAGUAAGUGAUGACAUCUCAGACUGGAUUUUGUAUAAAAAGUACACUGUAGAAGAGUUAAAGAAGAUAUACUCUCGUCUUAAUAUUGUUUUUGACCAUUAUUGUUGGGAAUCUGAUUAUAAAGUUGACUGCAUUGGACAUAUUCUUGAGCUUCUGAAAUCUACUGGUGGUCUGGCAACAGAUAAAGAAGGUCGAUCCGUGAUGAAUUUAGAUGGUAAAGAUGUUCCUUUACUAAAAAGUGAUGGAACUACCUUAUACCUUACAAGGGAUGUUGCUGCUGCUGUCGAUAGGAAAAAUAGAUUUCAAUUUGAUAAAAUGUAUUACCUUGCUGACACCUCUCAACACAGACACUUCAGAAAUCUGUUUAGUAUUCUGAAAGUGCUCAGUUUUCCUUGGGCUGAAAAUAUGGAACAUGUACGAUUCGGCCGAGUUCGUGGUAUGAGCACUCGCAGGGGUGAGGCCGUUUUUCUGAACGAUAUUCUUGAUGAAGCUCAUUAUCUCAUGAUAAAACAACAACAAACUAGCCCAAACACAAAGAUUAAUCUUGACGAGGACAAAGAUACUGCUGAUAUCCUAGGAGUCUCUGCAAUUAUUGUGGCAGAUUUAAUACACAAAAGAAUGAGAGAUUAUUCCUUCGACUGGGAUUCUGCAAAAUCGGUUACUGGAAAUACUGGAGUGCGUAUGCAGUACACUCAUUGUCGACUAAAAAGCCUAAGUGAUAAAUUUUAUUCUUCCUCUGGGGUUGCUUUAGACCCUCUAUUACUAUCAGAACCAACAGCUAUCAAUUUAGUGUUUGAGAUAUCUAGAUUUGAAGAGGCACUUGAGAGAAGUUUUGAGGAAUUAGAAGCGAGCAAACUUACUGAUUAUUUGUUUUCACUAUGUGAUGCAAUCAACAAAGCCUUUAUGACUCUAAAGGUAUCAAAUACUGGUAAACUAGGAGAGCAAAGGUUAAUAUUAUUUGAAGAAGCCAGGUCUGUUCUUCACCGCGGUAUGACGCUUCUAGGACUCAAACCAUUAAAUCGUAUGUAACCAAUCUGAAAAACACAACUGUUGUAUGUAAAUGUAGUAUAAGAAGUCGGAUUGCAACGACCCAUCAAAACAGAAAACUAUAAUAAAAACAAGUAAAAACUUUA